UCAAGUGCGCUCUCUCAUACAAACAUUUAACAUUUGUGAGGUGCCAACACAAUCAAUAGAUCACCUUCUCAUACCACCAUGGAUCACCGCACCAUAUCAGUUUUAUUCCCCUUUUAUGAUUUACAGUAAGUCAAAUUUUGCACCCAUCAUAUAUCAACAACUAUUCAGUUCUCAUAGUCACCAAUAUUCUGAGUAUAUGCCUAUUUUUACUGACGGUUCAAAAUCUGUUGGAUAUGUAGGCUGUGGUGUCAAAAUCGCUGAUGACACGUAUAGCUACAGGAUCCCAGAUAUUUGUUCUGUCUUCACUGCUGAUGCAGUUGCCAUCCUUUUGGCAUUGCGACUGAUUUCAUCACGCUCUGAACGAAAGUAUUUUAUAUACUCUGAUAGUAUGAGCGUAUUGAAGCAGUUAGAAACGUUUCGCAGUAAUACUCAUCCAAUUUUAAGCUUCAUCAAUCAUUUAUUAAUCACCCUUCAUAAGAAAGGAUUUGACAUUUUAUUUUGUUGGAUACCAAGUCACGUCGGUAUACCAGGAAAUGAGUUGGCUGAUUCUGCAGCACGAUCUGCCACUACUGCCUUAACAAUUUCUGUACCAUACUCAGAUAUUAAAUUACAUAUUCGGCAGAUUAUCGUCUCUCUUUGGCAACAACAUUGGGAUCUUCAAACUCAAAAUAAACUAUAUAAUAUAAAAUCUGAUCUCAAUCAUAUACCAGUAUUGCAUCGACGUAAUGCAGAUGUAAAGCUUACUCGUCUCAGAAUCGGCCACACUCGACUCACCCAUCUUCAUCUAUUGUUUGGAGAACCUCCUCCCAAAUGCGACACUUGUAACGUUUUACUUACGCUUCAUCACAUUUUGACUAUUUGUCCCUCUUUUAACCAACAUCGUAUUACCUUUUUUAAUAGCACUAUUUUAUAUAUGAAGGAUUUGUUAGGUGAAAUCCAUCAUCCUAACAUUUUCGCAUUUCUGAGAGCUAUUGGUAUUUUAUAUUGUAUAUAG
Messenger RNA from Parasteatoda tepidariorum (common house spider), 994 nucleotides. NCBI's taxonomy places the organism in Eukaryota, Metazoa, Arthropoda, Arachnida, Araneae, Theridiidae. The record is from RefSeq and is a predicted model, not a curated record.